AUGGCUCCGAUCAGAAGCAAGAAUAAAAAAGAUAAGCUUGCACUGGUAACUCCUCCAUCCAGAGCUCCCCGCAACACAAAAUACCUAAAUGCCGGUCUAUUACAAGGAAAAACACCGAGUGAGGUAGCCUUACUUAUCCGCGAACCCAGAGACCCAUGUGAUGAUUCAUCUGAAUUGUCCUCUUCAUCCUCUCCUGUUAUAUCUGCAACUGGAAGCAUAGAAGAAGAAGUCGCAGAACAUGAAGAAAUUGCUUUAGGAGGUGAAUAUGUUGCUUAUGAUGAUGAUGAUGGUGAUGAUGGUGAUGAUGGUAAUAGUGGUGAUGGUGGGGAUGGUGGUAAUCAUGGAAAUGAGGUGGAGGAGAUUCAGGAGGAUGAUGAUGAAGGUAAUGAUGAUGAUGAUGAUGAUGAUGAGGAUGAGGAUGGAAAUGGUGGUGCUAGCGGUGAUGAAGAGGGGGAUGAGGAUGAUGAUAAUGAUGAAAAUGGUUUGUAUGAUGGCGUUCAAAACUCCGUGAUUGCAUAUGACAAGGAUGCAAUAUCAUGUUUUACUGAGGGGUUUUACGGCGAAGUCGAUGCUUUCCAAUUCCCUUUUGGCGAGAUGGCGUUGAUACCCGAAGACGCAGAACAGAUUAUAGGAUUGCAGGUUGAGGGGAAAUCCAAGGGUGACAAGUUCAAGAAAAACCUAGAUUGGAAAAAAAAUAUAUGA
This is a messenger RNA of Papaver somniferum (opium poppy), 702 nucleotides long. Its product is annotated as secreted acidic protein 1A-like. The record is from RefSeq and is a predicted model, not a curated record. The transcript is spliced from 3 exons. Lineage: Eukaryota; Viridiplantae; Streptophyta; Magnoliopsida; Ranunculales; Papaveraceae. Bases 1 to 702 code for a protein of 233 amino acids.